Molecule: messenger RNA, 3183 nt
Organism: Drosophila eugracilis
Lineage: Eukaryota; Metazoa; Arthropoda; Insecta; Diptera; Drosophilidae
Gene: Shark
Product: tyrosine-protein kinase Shark
Exons: 5
Coding region: 75-2885 (936 amino acids)
Biological process (GO): cell differentiation; cell surface receptor protein tyrosine kinase signaling pathway; innate immune response
Cellular component (GO): extrinsic component of cytoplasmic side of plasma membrane
Molecular function (GO): non-membrane spanning protein tyrosine kinase activity; signaling receptor binding; ATP binding
Source: RefSeq, a predicted model, not a curated record
UUCAACAGUAAAUACACAAUCACAUUUCCUACAAAUUAACAAAAAGGAGCGAGAUUGGAUCAAAUGGCCCAAAAAUGAGUCGCGAUUGUGAUCCCAUGAAGUGGUUCCACGGCAACCUGUCUCGCGAGGCAGCCGAUGAUCUUCUCAAGCAAGGUUACGAGGACGGGACAUUUCUGGUGCGCGAAAGUAGCACAGCGACCGGCGACUUUGUGCUGAGCCUGCUUUGUCAGGAAGAGGUAUGCCACUACCAGGUGCGGAGGCAUGGUGGAGAGGAUGCCUUCUUCUCCAUCGACGACAAGGUGCAGACAAAGAUCCUUCAUGGCCUAGACACUCUAGUGGACUACUACCAGCAGGCGGCCAAUGGGUUGCCCACCAAGCUGACAGUGCCCCUAAUCAGAGAUCCACCACCGCACAACACACGCAGUCACGGAGUGACCAAUCUUCUGCAUCGCGCCACUAGCAAAAAUGAGAGUAAGGUGGUCUUUGAACUGCUCAAAUGCGGCUACCGGAACUUUGAUGCCAAGAACCAGGAUGGACAGACGGCCCUUCAUCUGGCAGCUCUGUACUCCGACGAGGAUAUCCUGAAGCACCUGUUGAAUGCAAAGGUUCAAGUCAACAGCUCUGACUCUUUCGGUUAUCAGCCCUUACACUAUGCUGCUCGUUCCAAACCGGCCAGUUUUUUACGUACCCUAAUCGCUGCACAGGCUAAUGUGCAGGGCAGGAAUAUAGACAACGGCUAUGUACCGCUGCACGAGGCCGCCAAAUACGGCAACCUAGAGGCUGUGCAAGAACUGCUCUCGGCUGAAGCUCCGCCGCUGCCCAGGACCAGUUCAGGUGAAUUUCCCUUUGAUUUGGCAAAAGAAGCGGGCCAGACUGCUGUGGAAGAGUUUCUGCUGAACUAUAAGCUCGCACCGGCAAAUAUCAAUAGAGAGCAGUGGUACCACGGUACUCUCACCCGAGAAGAGGCCGUUGCCAUACUUAAGAAGCAUGCCAGGGAGUUAUUGGAAAAACAGCCGGAGCUAAAUACAUCUGGUUGCUUUCUGGUCCGCUACUCCGAGUCGCCUGCGGCAUCUGGAUUAGUUCUCACUUUGCUUAGCGAUCAAGUGGUGAAGAAUUUUCGUAUUUCGCAAGCUGAUCUCUAUCAGAAUGGUGUCAAGUUGCAAUCCGGCGGGUCCAAAUUUCUGUAUAUUGAUGACGGUCCCUACUGGCCAAGCUUAGAGCAUCUGAUAGCUCACUUCAUGCGCUUCUCCUAUGGAUUGCCGGUGAGCCUCAAGUUCGCAGUGCCACCACAGCCCAAACCGGAGGUGCCCUCUUUUGCCACUAUACCUCGAUCAUCGGUGAAGCCAAAAGCCACUUCGGCAGGAUCGCCGCCCACUCCCGUGUCUCCACAUUCACAUCAACACCAACAUGUGCCCGCCCUGACUAUAGCUAAGAAAAAACAAAAGGAGAACAGCAGCUCUAUGUUCAAUACGCUACGUUUAACGAGUCCCAAAAAAUCCUUGUUUGACAUGAAUAGCUUGCGCAAGAGCAAGACCAAGGGAAAGCGUAGUGAGUCUGAGAGUAGUGUAAGUGGUUCUCUAGCUAGGACGGAGCAGGAGUUGCAGGCAGCGGCCCCUAUGCUGAAGAGCCUAUCGUUCUCGACGGAGUUUUCUACCUUCAACGCAGAUGGCGGAGACGUUGCCGCUGGCAGCGCCGAAGUGUAUAAUGUGCCCAGGAACAACACACCCAUUGAGAUUGACCUGCCACCAAUUGCCCAAAAGACUGAAGCCGAAGUUGAGUAUUUCACAAAGAGCGAUGUGGCCAUAGCGCUGGAGAGAGCUGGCCAGUUAAUCGGUAAUGGUUACCAGCCAACAAUGGAUGUGCUUACUGUAUUGGACCAGCAGAUCAAGGCACCCGCCGCGGCCCGUCUCAACUCGAUCGUUUCCACUGCUUCCACAGAGAGUGAGAUGGCCAGUUACCUGCAUCGCAAGUGCAGCGGCACUACUAACAUGCCCAACUCUACCAUCGUAGAGGCAGCCAAGCUGAGAUUUUUCAUCGAGAAAGACAAGCUAGUGCUAGACACUGAGAUUGGGCACGGGGAAUUCGGUUCCGUGCAUAGUGGCUGGCUGUUAAAGAAGGGCGUUGCUGGCGAUGAAUCCCGUAUGGAGGUAGCCAUUAAGAUGCUCAGCGACGAGCACAGUAACAAGCAAGAGUUCCUGCGCGAAGCCUCUGUCAUGAUGAGGCUGGAGCACAAGUGCAUUGUUCGACUGAUUGGCAUUUCCAAAGGGGAUAUGCUUAUGAUGGUGCAAGAGCUGGCUCCGCUGGGCUCCAUGUUACAGUUUAUCUUGGAUCAUGGUGCUGAGAUAACGGCCAAUUCGGAGCUGAAGGUCUGGGCCUCGCAGAUUGCAUGUGGCAUGCAUUAUUUGGAAUCUCAGCAUUUCGUGCACCGCGAUCUAGCUGCCAGGAAUAUUCUGCUAACCGAUCGCCACCAGGCCAAGAUCAGUGAUUUUGGCAUGUCGCGAUCCCUGAGGCCUGGAAGCACCGAAUACCAGUUCACGCAGGGCGGUCGUUGGCCUAUACGCUGGUACGCCCCGGAAAGCUUUAACCUCGGCAUCUUCUCGCAUGCCAGUGACGUUUGGUCUUUUGGAGUGACCAUCUGGGAGAUGUUUUCCCUAGGAGCUCCACCCUACGGUGAAAUAUCCAAUGUGGAUGCUAUUAAGUUGGUGGACAGUGGAGAACGUUUGCCGCAGCCUAGUCUCUGCCCAGCAUAUAUAUAUGCUGUGAUGCAAAGCUGCUGGAAGGAACGACCCAAGGACCGCCCGACCUUCGUCUAUCUCACGGAAUUUUUCGCUCGCGAUCCUGAUUACCAGAACCUGCCAGAGCUAGUUCAAACGGUUCAUAUCUAAACCAGUACCCCUCGCCCCCCUCAGAGUGCAAUUGUCUAUAGCUGUUUUUGUAAUGUCUUCUAUUCCGUUUUGUGGCGUAUUAAAGGGACUCGCAGAUCAUGAUUGUUAUCUCGUAUCCUAGUAUUCAUGUUAAUAGUUUGUAAAAUAUUUUAUACAUAUACAGAUGUACAACCAAUUUGUGUCAAAAGAAUGCGAACAAGUGCCUUAAAAGAUUUAUCAUAUUAACUUUGUAUUCAUGUUUACAAAUCCAUUUUGUUUUAUUGGUUAUACAAAAUAAAAAUAACUAUUUUUAUAUGAA